AUGACUGGACGAGAUGAUGCCACAAUAGGCAUUAUUGAUGUUUAUGAUGUCAUCGGUAUUUCAAACCAUACGAAGCAAGGUGCAGACCUUGUAGCGAAAACUCUUGAUGGUGUGGUUGUUGUCCCAGAUUUGCUCAAAGGAAUAUAUGCGAAGAUGGAAUGGCAUCCUCUUGACUCAGAGGAAAAACGUAAUUUAUUCUUCGGAUUCUUAAGGGGCUAUGCGGCGCCCCAGAUGUAUAUUGACGACUUUGUGGGGUUGGUAAAAGAAAUUCAAACUCGGUUUCCGUCGGUGACGAGAUGGGGGUCGUAUGGGCUUUGUUGGGGUGCAAAGAUUGUGGCCUUAACAUCCAUGUCUGAAACUGCGUUUGCAGCAUCUGUGCAGGCACAUCCAGGCAUGCUAGACCCCGCUGAUGCAAAGAAAAUCAUAAUCCCUCACUUGGUAAUGGCAUCCAAGGAUGAGCCAAGCGAGCAGGUUGCAGGUUUUAAGGAUAUUAUCGAAGCGAAUGGCAUCGCCGGAUCGUCUCUCACAACAUAUACGACAAUACAUCACGGUUGGAUGGGAUCCAAGGCCAAUUUAGUUGAAGAAGAGACAUUUGUGGGAUAUAGGCAGGGAUACACUCAACUUAUAGAGUUUUUCCGGCAGCAUCUUACUGUGGGCUGA
Messenger RNA from Talaromyces marneffei, 660 nucleotides. RefSeq lists its product as uncharacterized. The transcript is spliced from 4 exons. The record is from RefSeq and is a predicted model, not a curated record. NCBI's taxonomy places the organism in Eukaryota, Fungi, Ascomycota, Eurotiomycetes, Eurotiales, Trichocomaceae. Gene Ontology annotation, molecular function: hydrolase activity. Bases 1 to 660 code for a protein of 219 amino acids.